AUGGGCACCAUCCGCGUCUAUUACACCAGCGUCAGCGGCUCCCCGGGGGUCAGCGGGGUGGCUCCCACCCGCCGACCGGGCGCGCACGCGCCGUGGGUCCCGCGGGCCCGGCUCACGCGCCCCCUCCUGCAGGUGAAGCAGCGCCAGGCCGAGGUGCUGCGCAUCCUGGACGGGAACAGGCUGAAGUACGAGCUCAUCGACGUCUCGGUCAGCGAGCGCCUGCUCCAGGAGAUGCGCGACAGGGCGGGAGACCCCGCCGCCGUCCCGCCGCAGAUCUGCAACGGCGAGAACUACUGCGGAGACUUUGAGAUGUUAUAUGAAGCAACUGAAAAUGAAGAAGUUUCUAAGUUCUUAAAGAUGACAUCAAUAGACAAGACUGUUAGAGAGGAAAUUGCUAUCUGACAGCUGGUUCUGGAACCAGGUUGCUUCAAAUGCCAAAUUUACUAAAUAUAUUUAUUCCUUUCUGGUUUCAUUAGUUAUUCAGGGUAAAUCUAAUGAUUUUUUAUUUAUUUUUAGUAUUACAGUAUAGCUGGGUCAAGUCCUUCAUGAUAGUGUGGACACAAGAAAGCUAGAGGCCUUUAGCACACUGUACAUCUUUCAUUCCAAAAGCCAGUUUACAAUGUUUUCCAUAUUUUUUCAAAAAACCUCUCAAAUAAAAUAAUUCCUACUUGUCAUCUUUAGAUCUUUGUUAAUCUUUUAAUCCUAGCACCACUAGGCCACCAAGAAUGAUCAGUGUACUGUCUAAACAGCUUUAUUUCCCGAGACAGUUAAAAGCAAGUAAUUAGUAUUUUAAUUACCCAUUAAUUUUUAAGAAGUGGAUUUCUUUUCUUCAGAUAGAACUUUCCUAUCCAUCCACAUAGGUUUUAUACAUAAAUCCUCCCCCACCUCAAUAGAAUAAUUAUCAUAACAGAUGCAUUAUUGUCCUAGGAGCUACUUUUCUUGGAAACUUACUGUUCUCAAUGGGGUGCAUAGAGCUCUGUAUUUUAAUAAUGUUCAAGGCAGGCUUUUUUUGCGGGGGAGGACCAGAUCUUCCAUUUACAAGUCACUUUUACGUGAAUGAACUCAGCUCCUAAAAAUAUGAAUUUUAAACAUCAGCAUAGGGUUUCCUUAAAUUGUUGCCGCACUUAUGGAUUCCCUCUCAAAGUUAGGGAUGGCAAAACGCUUAACAUUUCAGCUAUGUGAGAAAAAAUAGCCUGUAGUGAAAUUAAGCACAUAAUUAAGAAAAGACAUAAGGGAAAAAAAGAAGAAAAAAAAUCAAAUACAUUUGUUUCAAUGACUUUUUGAGGAGUAACAUUAUAAAUUGAUAGGGGUCCCUAUAUGGGAAGGUACUACAUUCAUUUCAGAUACAAGGCCUCACAGAGUGAUACUGUCACUCCUUGAAAAAGUGCAAUGAUCCUUUCCCCCCAGCACAGGACCAACACUGGUAACCACUGCAGACACCAGGAAGAAGCUUGGAGAUAGUAAUAUUACCCUCAUGCUAGCCUUGCAGAAUCUUCUCUCUGAGGGCAAGCAUUUUAGGUUUAUUAUUUGAGUAGGAUAGGUGAGCACAAGGGACAGGUUUCUUCUCAUGUCUGCCUUUACAACUACAACACAGAACUGGUGGACCCUGAAGUUCAAUAGUUAUGGUACUGAAUCUUUGCAGACAGCUUUUCCAGCAAGUGUCUUAUCUACAUGUUGAGACUUUUACACAAUAAAAACAACCCCCCGUUCCCUGCCCACAACAUCCUGCCCCCCUUCUCCCCAGUCAAUCAGAAAACAAUUUGUAUUCCUCAGGUUAAAUUAUAUUGAAGAUAAGGUAAGGCUACAAUUUUCAGAAGUUAUCAAGAAGAGAUAGACUGCAUUGCCCCAUAUACUUUAAUACAUAUUGCUAACUCAUAUUGAAACUAUAGUUUUAUUUCCCAAGUUUGAGAAUGCCAAUUGAGAACACACGUUCUUAACUCAAGUCUUGGCCAUACACAAAAGUCCUUACCUCUAGCAUACAGCUGAUUUUACUUCUAGUUGCACAAAUUGGGAGCUGCAAACAUGACCCACAAACUUCCCUAAUUUCUAGCAAGAACUCUAUACUAAACAUGUAGUGAAUUUGCAACCUGCCUAAUGUUUACUGUAUGUUAUACUUCAAUAUUAUGGUCUAUUUCCAAACACAUUACUCAAGAAUACAUGAAUAUUUAAUGAGACCAAGAUGCUUCAAAUAACAAAAAGUAAAAGUUUAAAAACAUGAAAAGAAAAAUAAGUAACAUUCCUUGUGUAUCAGUAGAAAAAGUUUAUUAUUACAGUGCGCACCACUGUAACCUGGAACAGCAAGUAAACAUUAAAUGCAAGCAUGCAAUUAUUACAGAUUUUUGGAAUUCAUUUUUAUUUAAGAGCUUUGCAUUACUGAAUGACAAUAUUCUUUGCUUUUAAGACUACUUUUUAAAAACAGUCAAUAAAACAUUAAAUGAUUCUGUAUUACACAUGUGAAACAUAUUAGGAAAAGGCAAACGUGUUUUCUUGUCAGGACAAACUCCAUCAAAAGUUGCUUUCCCCAAAAUGGACCUUAUGAACCACUUUAGAAAAAACACCAAAUCAUAGCAAAAGCAAGAGUGGAAGAUAAAAAAAAAAAAAACAAAUUGAACAAAAACACUAUUUAGAAGACGUGAUAACUGUUCCCAGUUGUGCUUUAUCCCAUUUAGACAUAAGGAAAAAAUCAUCCUAUAAAUAGGCAAGUAAAUAUUCCCUCUUCUCAUUCAUGAACCAUUCAUUAAUAAGGUUAACAAAACAAAGCUUUAUUUCAGAGCACUUAAAUGUAAUUUGGAAUUCUGGUGAGUACCAAUACAGUCCAACUUAGGACUGGGAAUUCAGCUUCAUGCUCACAACAUACUUUAUUCUUCAAGUAGAAAGGUUGCUAGCUGGCGUAAUAACUCAGUUUGGAAAGCUUGUAGGACUGUCAUCUGUCAUACCAGAUCAUCAGAGACAAUUAUAGUGAAUUAGGACCCAAACCCGCAACCUCACUUUUGUAGCAGUGCUUUAUGAGCAAGGGUUGUUCUUCAUAGAUUUUCAGAUUUCAUAGACAUUUGGGGAUGGAAGGGACCUCAUGAGAUCACUGGGUCUAGCGCCCCCACCAUAGGCAGGAAGUCAGCUGGGAUCAAUUGACCCCAGCAAGAAGUAAAUCCAGCUGUUUUUUGAAGGAGUCCAGAGUAGGUGCUUGCACCACCUCUAAGUCGGCCUUCCUGGAGUUUAUGGCCAUUAAACCUUGUUAUCCCUUACUGGCCUUAAAAAAGGGCCAAUAAGGGAUAACAAAUAAAGAUGGCAAGACCAGGACCUUAAUAUAUUGUUUCCAGGUUCUACCGUGGACAUUUUAUCUUAAAACAUCUUUUAUAAAAUAUAAAUCUUCUAGCAGAUUAAUGUUAGUAAUUUCUGUUACAACUUAGUAUCACUCUAGCAAUGCCUACGUUACAAAAAUGAACUUUAUUUUAACUGAAUGUGUGGCAAAACAUA
Messenger RNA from Alligator sinensis (Chinese alligator), 3474 nucleotides. It is a transcript of the gene SH3BGRL3, whose product is annotated as SH3 domain binding glutamate rich protein like 3. The transcript has 2 exons. Bases 1 to 402 code for a protein of 133 amino acids. Gene Ontology annotation, cellular component: cytoplasm. The record is from RefSeq and is a predicted model, not a curated record. Lineage: Eukaryota; Metazoa; Chordata; Crocodylia; Alligatoridae.